AUGAGUCAGUCAUCAGUCAUCAGUGAGAAAGAAAUGGAAACGGAGAAUGAUCAAGUCAAAGGUAACCGCACGAAAGUUCCAGGCAUGGGCUGGGAUACCGAGGAUGACGUAAUUUGGGUACCACCGCCAAGGGCAUUUCAUGAGAUCGAAACAAAACGUCAGCUACUGCAAUGUAUUUCGUCAGUAUUCCACCCAAUGGGUGUAGUCAGUCCUGUCACGGUUAAGGCGAAAAUCAUCAUGCAGGAGCUUUGGAAGAGAAAAUUUGGGUGGGAUGAUAUCUCACCAGACGAUGUACGCAAAGAAUGCCAGAAAUUGUGUGAUUCACUGUUGUCACUUAAUGGAAUAAAAUUGCCAAGGUUUGUGGGUACUCGAAGUGAUGACGGUUCAACUCCGAAGUAUGAACUACACGUUUUUACUGACGCAUCCGCACAUGCGUAUGGUGCUGCUGCGUACCUACUCACUACUUGUGGCGAUAAUGUUUCAGUCGACCUGAUAUUUAGCAAGAGUUGCAUUGCGCCAACCAAGCCCACAUCCAUUCCUAGGUUGGAACUCUUUGCUGUAGUACUUGGUACAAAGAUGGUCAAAUUUCUUAGAGAGCAAGUACCAUUCGAGCUCAACAAGACGCACAUAUGGACCGACUCAAAAUGUGCACUAGCAUGGGUAACGGGAAAUCAACAGCGGCCGCAAUUUAUUGCAAGAAGAAUUAGAACCAUUGACGUGGUGAAUAAUGUCAUGUACGGUCAUGUUUCUGGGAAAGAAAAUCCAGCUGAUAUUAUUUCACGAGGAGCUAAUGGAACGAGUUUACAGCAGAACAACUUGUGGUGGGAGGGUCCAACGUGGUUGAAGUCUGGUUCCUAUCCAGAAAGUAUGUUUCCCGCAAUGCAAGCUACGGGAAGUGAAAUGCCAAUUUGCGAGGAAAAUGCGGACGAAGGUCCCUCUCCCGAAUCGGCCUUUGUUAGUAAUGAACACAAUGAGGUAGUCAACUGUGAGGAGUUCUUCUCGUUUUGUAAGCUUGUGAGAGUGAAUGCAUGGGUACAGCGGUUCAUACGGAAACUCAAACACGAAAAGUCGGAGAGUGAAACGAAUCUCACAGCUGAAGAAAUCGGAAUGUCAAGAGUAGCUAUCAUUCGGUAUCAUCAAGCUCAGCACUUUGGAAAUGAAAUCAAGGCCAUAGAACAAGGCAAGCGACAUCAGGUCUCUUUCUUGAUAAUGGUUUAA
This is a messenger RNA of Sycon ciliatum, 1218 nucleotides long. RefSeq lists its product as uncharacterized. The transcript has a single exon. The coding region runs from base 1 to 1218 and encodes 405 amino acids. The record is from RefSeq and is a predicted model, not a curated record. Gene Ontology annotation, molecular function: nucleic acid binding. Lineage: Eukaryota; Metazoa; Porifera; Calcarea; Leucosolenida; Sycettidae.